GCGGGGCGGGGGCUGCGGCGGGGAGCGGCUCGGGCCCGGCCAUGUCCGAUUACCGGCUCUCGGUGGAGGAGCUCAACGAGCUGCUGGCCAACGGCAGCGGCUGCUACAGCCUCCCCAGCGCCCACAGCAACGAGGUGGUGCCGCGCGUGCACGUGGGGAACGCGUUUGUAGCCAAGAACAUUACGAAGCUGCAGCAUCUGGGGAUAACCCAUGUUCUGAACGCAGCGGAGGGGAAGUCGUUCAUGCAUGUGAACACUAACGCCGAGUUCUAUGAAGGCACAGGCAUCCGAUACCACGGCAUUAAAGCCAAUGAUACGCCGGAAUUUAACCUUAGUCGCUAUUUUGAGGAGGCAGCUGACUUUAUAGAGAAAGCACUUGCCCAGAAGGAUGGCCAAGUGUUUGUGCAUUGCCGUGAGGGCUACAGCCGUUCUCCUACACUGGUCAUCGCCUACCUCAUGCUUCGCCAGAACAUGGAUGUCAAGACUGCACUGAGCACUGUCCGGCAGAAGCGAGAGAUUGGUCCCAAUGAUGGUUUUCUUAGGCAGCUUUGCCAACUCAAUGAGAGAUUAGUGAAGGAGGGCAAGCUGAAACCCUAGAACAGAGCACUGAAGUGUUGUUUGAAGUUGCUCAGACCAUCAGAGGACACCUUAUGUGCUUUAGAUUCCCAAACCCCAAUCACCAAGCUAAAUCACAUAACCUAAGGGAGACGGAAUUCCUGCUCUUGUCAAGUAAAAGUACCUUUCAUGAGCUCUGGGUCAGUCUUUCAAGAUGGCACAGAAUUGUGUCACUGUUGGAAGCUGUUGCAAUAAAGGGGUGGUUUGAGAGAUGUAAUUCCAGUGAUAACGACUGUCUCCACAUGCAUUUCAGAGCCCCUGCAGACCCUGUAGCAGAUUAGGUUUGUGUUGACGUUGCGUGUGAUUCAUUUAAC
Molecule: messenger RNA, 928 nt
Organism: Cuculus canorus (common cuckoo)
Lineage: Eukaryota; Metazoa; Chordata; Aves; Cuculiformes; Cuculidae
Gene: DUSP3
Product: dual specificity phosphatase 3
Exons: 3
Coding region: 42-596 (184 amino acids)
Biological process (GO): negative regulation of MAPK cascade; protein dephosphorylation
Cellular component (GO): cytoplasm
Molecular function (GO): MAP kinase phosphatase activity; protein tyrosine/serine/threonine phosphatase activity
Source: RefSeq, a predicted model, not a curated record